Bombyx mori (domestic silkworm) is the source of this 9405-nucleotide messenger RNA. RefSeq names its product tyrosine-protein phosphatase 10D. Lineage: Eukaryota; Metazoa; Arthropoda; Insecta; Lepidoptera; Bombycidae. Gene Ontology annotation, biological process: protein dephosphorylation. The record is from RefSeq and is a predicted model, not a curated record. Gene Ontology annotation, molecular function: protein binding; protein tyrosine phosphatase activity. Bases 2704 to 7356 code for a protein of 1550 amino acids. The transcript has 17 exons.
AAAAUCUUGUCACACUGGUACUCUGUGACCAAAACAGAACUUCACAAAAGUUGAAGAAACGAGUCAAACAGGCUGUAAUGUUUUAAAAUGGUAUUGUGCACCUGUGUGUGUGCCACAACAGAGCCAAACGAGUGCAAUUAUAUUAUUAUCAGAAGUGAUGGCACAAAUGAACCAUGUCCUGCUAUAAUGAAUCAAAAUAAGUGUAGUGUUUCGAAGAGAAAGUGUCCUGAAAACGAAGAAUUGUCUUCAAUGACGUGGAAAAGGUUGAACUUGCAAGCGACUGGAGGAUGCGCACGCGCUGCGGCCCUGGCACUGCUUCUAGUUAUCCUUGCGGUCAGUACGAGCCUUUUGUACGGAUUACUGAUUUUCCAAAAUGCAUUUUGGAUGACCUUUUUGAAAAUUUAAUAUUAUAGUAAAAUGAAUUAAACAAACAUAAAUUCAUAACAGUAUAUUGCAUAUUUGUCAACACAUUUAUUAUACAAAAUUUACAUUUAACUAAUUUGGUUAACUAAGUAUUUCUCAUGUGUCAUUAUGUGUGCAUGUUUCACUUAUUUAUAAAUGAAGCUUUAUAAUACCAUUUUACCAAAGAUCUUUGCUUAGUUUUCGGUUGUUAAUAGUUAUAUAGCUCACGUCCCACCUGGUGGUGGCUACUGAAAUCCAUAAACAAAAGUCAAUAGUGCUGGCCAAGGAUGAAGGCUCAGGUUUCCCAUUUCUAUUAAAUUACCAAUAGGACAGCUGACUUAAUCUAAUUUCAUUAUAGAAAUUCUUUUGUAAAAUAAAUGUGUUAUCCAAAAUUAAUAUAAAUUAAUUUGUAAAUCUGUUCAGAAAUUGAUAGCUUAAAACAUCUUGAAAUCUAGUAGUGGGGGCACUUAACAAAAAUAAGAUACUUUUCCAUGUUUAUAAUGCUGCUUUGGGAAUUAUAAAUGUUUGGAAUUAGCUUGUGAACUACAUAAAGACUUAUUUUUUUAAAAGAGUUUGUUUUUACACAUAAAAAGAAACAUUUUUAAAAAGGUUUUUUUUUUUCAUAAUAAAUUAGCAAUGAAUGCAUAUAUUAUAAACCAAUAAUCUGAAGCAAAAGGCAGGCAUUCAGAAUCAAAUGCCAACAAAAAUCUGCCUACAUGACAAUGUAAAGCUGAAAUGAAUAUUCUUUAUUUUGUUUUUAAACAUUAUUUGUAAUUGUGCUUCAAUACUAAAUGUGGAGAUCUAAAAGCUGCGUUUCUUUAAUCUGUGCUUACAAUAUAAUUCUGAAUUUCUAAAUUCUUAGUGCCUAAAAUCAUGGCUAGUGGGGCAUGUGGUACAUCCAGCAUCAUCCUGUCUCUUUAUGAAGUAAAUUAAAAUUUUGGGACUAACUAUUUUUUUUAACUGUAAUUUUUUUUUCGUGAACUUCAUUUGUUUUCCUCAUACCACAGCACUAUGAAUUUAUAAAAUGUGGGGAGUGAGGUGAUAUCUAGUUUUGAACCUGAACAAGCAAUAUAUUAAAUUAUAUUUUUUGUAUUUUAAGUAAAAUAUAAUAUAUAUUUAUUGCUUCCCAAGGUGUUUCCCAUUAUAUUUUAAAUGCCUUAUCGUUUCUUCAAACCAAUCAUGGGGAUCAUUGGAGGGGAAAAAAGAACUUGGAAAGAAAAAACUGAAGUCGUCAUGGCCUAAAGGAUAAGAUGUCCAGUGCAUUCAUAUCUAGCGAUGCAACAGUGUUCAAAUCCUGCAGGCGGGCACCAACUUUUCAUUAGAAAAAUUACGUACUUAACGAAUGUUCACGAUUGACUUCCACGGUGAAGGAAUAACAUCUUGUAAUAAAAAUGAAACCUGCAAAAUUAUAAUUUGCAUAAUUACUGGUGGUAGGACCUGUUGUGAGUGCACACGGAUAGGUACCACCGCCUUAUCUAUUUCCGCCAUGAAGAUGUAAUGCGUUUCGGUUUGAAGGGUGGGGCAGCCAUUGUAACUAUACUGAGACUUUAAAAGUUAUAUCUCAAGAUGGGUGGCGCAUUUACGUUGUAGAUGUCUAUGGGCUCCAGUAAACACUUAACACCAGGUCGGCUGUGAGCUCGUCCAUCCAUCAAAGCAAUAAAUAUAAAAAAGACAAACCUGUUCAUCACACUAUGUUUGCCCGACAUUGGAAUUGAACCCACAACACGCGGCGCAACAGUCAGGGCCAAUAGCUACUGCACCACCGAGUUACUCAACGAUUGCUUGCACAGAUCACAUCAGAAGGAAUUCACUGAGCCUCUAAAGAUGCUUGGACCGUAAAAAAAACCACUACCCGCUUUUCAUGUCAAAUCGUCAUAAGGGUCCCUCCCACUUAAUAUUUUUUUUCUGGGCUGGUAGCCGAUCCUUUACGAGGUCCCCGCACCUAGGGCGUGCGCGCGCUAUGUGGGACCGGAGAGUACGCAGAUGCUAGGAGAGGACCGUAGUAGAGUACGUCAAGCACGAAAAUCUAUCGAAUUUGUAAUGCGAAUGUCUCGAGUCCUCGAUACGAAAACGGAUCAUAAGAUUAAAUGGUAGUACUGGAUAGCCAGCCUUCGAGAUUUACGUUACCGUAUGUCCAAACAAUUUUCGUGCCCUCGAUUAAGAGUAUAAGUUUCGAGAACGUGACGCGUCGAUUGCGAAACGAAAAUAGCGAUACGAAUACUUUUUCGAUAGUCAUUCGUGCUCGUCCCUCAGGUCAGUCUUCGUAAUUUGAAAUACGACUGAACUUGAUCACACAAGUGCAUGACGAGGUGCGGCUCGUGUGCCGACCUGGUGAUCGAGAUCCCGGGCUCCGGCGCGGGCGAGGAUGGAGACAGCGUGAGCGGCUUGUACCGGCUAGACUACCGGCCGCCCGAGGGCACGCCCGCCCCGAACCACACCGUCCCCGCGCGCGCCUCUACCAUUAACUUUCAAGGCCUGCCCGGCACCAAGUAUCAUUUCAUGCUCUACUACUCCAACUCUACCUUCCCUGAUUUGCUCACCUGGAACCAAACGAUAAUUACGGCGCCGGAGCCGCCAACGAACUUGACGGUGACCUUGGGCCGCAACAAGCAAGCCACCAUAUCCUGGUCGCCACCCACCCAGGGUAACUAUACGGGCUUUCGUUUUAAGGUGAUCCCGCUGACGGAGCGCGCGGAGGGCGGCCAGCGCAACAUCACGGUGGAGCGCGGCAACGACACGCACGUGCUGCGCGACCUGUUCCCCGGCGCCACCUACCAGCUGCACGCCUUCACGCUGCUGCACGACAAGGAGAGCGCCGCCUACGCCUCGCGCAACUUCACCACAAAGCCUAACACGCCCGGCAAGUUCAUCGUGUGGUUCCGCAACGAGACCACGCUGCUGGUGCUGUGGCAGCCGCCCUACCCGCCCGGCGCCUACACGCACUACAAGGUGUCGAUCGAGCCGCCCGAUGCUCGCGACUCGGUGCUAUACGUGGAGAAGGAGGGCGAGCCGCCCGGCCCCGCCCAGGCCGCCUUCAAAGGUCUGGUGCCCGGGCGGGCCUACAACAUCUCGGUGCAGACCGUCUCCGAGCCCGAGAUCUCGGCGCCCACCACCGCCAAGUACCGCACCGUGCCGCUGCGGCCGCGCAACGUGACCGCGCCGCCCGACGACCUGCGCGAGACUGCCUUCCGCGUCACGUGGCUGCCGCCCCUGGAGGAGAGCGAGUUCGAGAAGUACCAGGUGUCGGUGUCCGGGGGCGGGGCGGCCCGCCGGCUGAGCCCGCUGCUGCUGGGCCGCGACGAGGAGCCGUCCUGCUGGUUCAGGCGGCUGGACCCGGGCGCGCACUACUCGCUCACCGUCAAGACCAUGGCCGGGAAGGUGACCUCCUGGCCCGCCGCCCUCGACCUCACGCUCAAGCCGCUGCCGGUGCGGCGCCUGCUGGUGAGCUCGGCGGAGGGCGGGCUGGGCGUGGCGUGGCAGCCCGCCGACGGCAGCGCGCAGGACGAGUACAAGGUCUCCUACCACGAGGCGGGCCCCUCGCGCGACGACAGCAACACGCUGACCACCACCGACACCAACGUGACGCUGGACGCGCUGCUGCCCGGCCGCAACUACACCGUGUCCGUGCGCGCGCUGUCCCGCGCCGUGGAGUCCAACGAGACCUGGGGCUGGGGCGCCACGCGGCCGCUGGCCCCCGUGGUGGUGCGCGUGGAGGCCGCCGCCGCCGCCCUGCGCCUGCACUGGCGCUCCGACGUCAACUCGCGCCAGACGCGCUACGUGCUGCGCUACCGGGCGCGCGUGCCGGAGCCCGGGCCGCCGGCCGAGUGGCGCCAGCUGCGGACCGAGGACACCAGCGCGCUGCUGGCCGACCUGUUCCCGGGCGCCGUGUACGAGAUCGAGCUCGCCGCCAUGAGCCACGACCUGCCGAGCGAGGCGCACCGCAUGCUCAAGCCCGUGCGGCCGCUGGCUGCCACCCGCCUGUGGGUGGAGCGCGCCUCCUCCAACAGCGCGCUGGUGCAGUGGCGCGGCCCGCCGCCCGCCCGCAGCGUGCUGGGCCACUACGCGCUGCGCUACCGCACGCUGUCCGCCGCGCGCUUCACCGAGCUGGACCUGCUGCCGCCCGACGCCGCGUCCGCCGAGAUCACCAACAUGACGCACGGGGAGCGCUACGUCAUCCAGCUGGACACGGUCAGCGAGCCCGGCGACGGCGGCGAGGUGGUGGAGAGCGGGCAGCCGCUGUACGCCGAGCACACCAUCCGUCCCAACCCGGUGUCCGAGGUGGCGCAGCUGGUGGGCACCCGCAACGUCACGCUCGAAUGGCUGAACGGCUCCGGACGCGUCGACCGGUACGAGGUGCGCUGGUGGCCCACGGACCACGCCGAGCUGGCCGGGCUGGAGGGCACCGACGAGGACUCUGCGCGGGGCGCGGCGGGCGGCGAGCGGGCCCGCAACCUCACGGCGCCGCCGGCGCUGCUGGCGGGGCUGGCGCCGGGCGUGGGCUACACGCUGACCCUGGCCGCGCACUCCUACAACCUCACCAGCGACCUGCUCACCAUACACACGCGAACACGUCCGCUGAUCCUGUCCGAGAUGACCAUCGUGAACGAGCCCAGCGACGACGAGGAGGCGCCGCCCGGCAUCAUCGUUCUGUUCACGCCGACGCCGAGCUCCGCCACGCGCUUCGACCAGUACCGCUUCCUGCUGGAGGGCGCCGCCGACGAGCCGCCGCGCGACGCCGCCCUGCCCGCGCAGCCCGCGCCCCCCGCGCCGCGCCGCGUGCACUGGCCCGGCCUCGUGCCCGGCCGCCUCUAUGACGUCACCAUGUGGACGCUCAGCGCCAACGUGACCUCGCACCCCGUGCAGCGCCAGACCAGGCUGCACCCGCGGCCCGUGCGCGCGCUCAACACGACGCGCGUGGGUGCGCGGUUCGUGACGCUGACCUGGGAGCGGCCUGGGGGCGACCACACUGACUUCGAGCUCCAGUAUUUCGCCGACGAACAAGUCCGCACCCUGGUCACCGACCGGCUGUCCAUCAACGCGACCGACUUGGAGCCGUACACGUCGUACGAUUUCACCGUCAGGGUGCGGUCCGGGGACGGCGGCGGCCUGCGCAUGGUGUCUCCGGAGCGCAGCGUGGCCGUCCGCACCGCCGAGGACGUGCCCGCCGCGCCCGCCGACUUCCGGCCGGCCGACGCGCGGCCCAGCUCCCUCACCAUGGCGUGGCGGCUGUCGGCGGCGCAGGCCCACGGACUGCUGCGCCGCUACGUGCUCACGUACGCCCCGCACGGCCGCCCCGAGCUCACGCGCUCGCUGGAGCUGGCGGCGGAGGCCACGCGCGUCACGGUGGAGGGCUUGUCGCCCGGGGUCACGUACGAACUGAGUCUGCACGGGGAGACGGGCGCCGGCCCGGGGGCGGCCGCGCACUGGACGCAGCACAUGGCCAUCGGCGCGCCGCCCGCCCCGCCGCCGGACGUGGCGCCGGCCGCCGUGCGCGCUACCACCACGACGGUCGUGGUGCGGUUCCGCUCUGACUACUUCUCGGCAGUCAACGGCAACGUGACCGCGUACACGCUGGUGCUGGCGCAGGAGAACCGCUCGGAGACGCCGGCGCGGCUGCCGUCCUGGCGCGACGUGCACGCGCUGCCGGUGUGGCCGCCCUACCAGGUGACGGAGCCCUACUACCCGUUCCUGUCGUCGCCGGUGGAGGAGUUCACGCUGGGUUCGGAGCGGUGCGAGGGAGGGGGCCGGGCAUACUGCAACGGUCCGCUGAAGGCAGGCACGCGAUACUUCUUGAAGCUGCGCGCCUUCACCGCGCCCGACAAGUUCGCCGACACCGCCUACGUCGCCGUGGCCACGGAGGUGGACAACACGGCGUGGAUCAUCGGCGGCAGCGUGUGCGGGCUGGCGGUGGCGGGCGCGGCGCUGGCGGCGCUGGCUGCCUCCCGCCGCCGCCGCCGGGCCGCGCGCGCACCGGCCGCGCCCGCGCCGCGCCGCACCUCCCGCCCCGUGCGCGUGGCGGACUUCAUCGACCACUACCGAGCCAUGUCCGCCGACUCCGACUUCAAGUUCAGCGAGGAGUUCGAGGAGCUGAAGGACGUGGGCCGCGAGCAGCCGUGCACGGCGGCCGACCUGCCCGUGAACCGUCCCAAGAACCGGUUCACCAACAUCCUGCCGUACGACCACUCGCGCUACAAGCUGCAGCCCGUCGACGACGAGGAGGGCUCCGACUACAUCAACGCCAACUACCUGCCCGGGUACAACUCGCCCCGGGAGUUCAUCGUGACGCAGGGCCCGCUGCACUGCACCCGGGACGACUUCUGGCGCAUGUGCUGGGAGUCGGGCUCGCGCGCCGUCGUGAUGCUGACUCGCUGCGUGGAGAAGGGCCGCGAGAAGUGCGACCGGUACUGGCCCUACGACACGCGGCCCGUGUACUACGGGGACAUCGCCGUGACCGCGCUGAACGAGAGCCGCUACCCCGACUGGACCGUCACGGAGCUGCUGGUGAGCCGCGGCAAGGAGCAGCGCGUGCUGCUGCACUUCCACUUCACCACGUGGCCAGACUUCGGCGUGCCCGAGCCGCCCACCACGCUGGCGCGCUUCGUGCGGGCCUUCCGCGAGCGCUGCCCGGCCGACGGCCGCCCCGUGGUGGUGCACUGCAGCGCCGGCGUGGGCCGCUCCGGCACCUUCAUCACGCUGGACACGGCGCUGCAGCAGCUGGCGGCGCGCGACGACUACGUCGACAUCUUCGGCAUGGUGUACAACAUGCGCCGCGAGCGCGUGGCCAUGGUGCAGUCGGAGCAGCAGUACAUCUGCAUCCACCAGUGCCUCGUGGCCGUGCUGGAGGGCCAGGACCUGACGCCCCCGCACAACAACAACCACCACCACAACCCGGCCUUCGAAGGUAACAGUGAUCCCAGCGCGCGUGCGGCCCCGACGGCGCCCCCGCUGCAGUGACUGCGGGCGCGGCGGCGGGCGCGGUGGCGGGCGCGGUGGCGGGCGCGGUGGCGGGCGCGGCGGCGAGCGCGAGGCCACGUGAGCACCACGCCCCUCUGUCUCUGCUCGCUUGCAAUCUUCCUUCCGCAGUCUUACCAUACUGAUAAAAUGUUCAACAUUAAGAAUUUCUGAGAUGCAAAUAAUGAUAUUACAAAAUUUCAUCUUAUGGCGGAAAUUACCACAGCAUACAAUAUACUUGACAGAAGCUUGAAUCCCGCUCACGACACUUCCAAGUUAAGCCGCCGCCCGCCCCCGGGCCGCCGCCGGGGUCGCCUGAGAGAACCCUCCCUUGGUACCUGCUCCGAUAUGUUCCUUGACUUGUACUUAUUAACCAGAUAAUAGCAAUAAUAUCAAGUGGAAUGGAUAAAUAUGAUCUAUUCCUAAAAAUACAAUGUAAUAAAUUAUAGGGAACAAGUAAAUCGUGUUAGUCGCCCUCCCCGCCCCAGGAGAGCCGCCCUCGGUCACAUAUUUUCUGUGAAUAAAAAAUUACGUAGUGCUUCAGUUGCUUGUGGGAGGCAGCGGGGGCGGGGCGGGGCGGGCGGGGGCGGCGCGGGGACGGUCGGCGAUAUAACAAGUUCUAACUUUUACUGAUCUGACCGCCUAAUUUUUGUUUGUCUGAAUUUGAAUACAAAUAUUAACAACAUUCUAUUCUAUAUGCACUUAUGAGUUGAAAAAAUGUGCUGAAAUUCGUUCAAAUGUCGGUGCAAUGCAAAUUUAAAACAAAAGUAACUGCAUCGUAAUAUGAAUAUGGUUUUGAUGUGGUGCAUGCGCCGUAGUGAUGAGUGCAUGCGCCUGUGCACUCGCGACGCCGGAGUGUCCCCCCUCCCCCUCCCCGGUACUAACGCUUGGAUCCUUCCGCAGACGACGAGGGCAUCGCGGAGUCCGGGAUGUGACCGCGCGGACAGCCGCAGCCGCGCCCGCCUGCUGCCCCGGACUUGUAUUCAUGCAAUAUAAUAUAAUGACGGACCAAUCGCUCGUGUGCGUGCAACUUUAGGAAAUAGGCAGCUUUUUUGUUGAAGUCGGCGGAGACGAGAUAUGUAUUUGUAAACGAUUACUGUUUAUUGACGUUUUUAUAAUAUUUAUAUAGCUUUUACUUGAUCAUGACACGGACCCGCCGCACCCGGCAGCUUCGGACACGGUGCCUAUGAAUCUCAAACUCGUUUUGUACUUAAAUUGCUCAAUGAUACUUCGAGGCUGAUAACUGUACUUAAGCGAUUGUGAUGACGACAGGGCGCGCAAUGCCGCCACACUUCGGUCAUUCUCAUAAUUUAGUUGUAUAUGCAUAACGCACAACCGCACUCACGUGGAGCUCACGGGGGCGCACCGAGGCGCACAGAAGCCACCCGCACGCCACUCUCAUGAUAAUGUUCAAGUUGCGCACACUUGUACUUAGUUACUAACUAGAGAGUAGAAGUGACGUUUAGUCCGUGAGCCCCGCGCGCGUGACGUCACCUGCGGAGGGACCGCCCUCCUUGUCAUUUUGUGAACACUAGGAGUUUGUAUUUGCUUAUUAACUUAAAAUUAGGAUUUAUUUACAUGGUUGAUGGGAUAUUAAAUAAUGUAAUGUAGUGAGUUCCGAGUGUUGAGGCCUAUGUUUAAUUUUAAAUAUAAAAAUGAAGUUGCACUUCCGCCGGCUCGCACGCCGGCGCUCUCACCGGCGGGCCGCAACACGACGUCAGCUAUUCGACUACCUCGAGGCAGCUCCCGCUCUAAACUAAUAAUUACUAUAUACUAAUAUACUGACGAAAAUGUGCUCGCACCGGGGACAAUAUUUCCAAGAUCGAUUGAGUGACUAUUUUAAGUACACAAUAUAUAAUACACUAUGUAUCAGAUGCCUCGUCAUAAACAGGAUCCUGUGCGCUCUGCGAUAACGAAAUGUACUUUGUCGAAUCUGUAACUCUAAGCAGAGUCGUCACAACACGGGACCAGAAAUGUAAUGUUACUUUAAUCAGAACGCAUCGAGGCGACCCCUCGCACCCGCUGGUUUCGGAAAUAAAGAACCGAUGGUUA